Knipowitschia caucasica is the source of this 267-nucleotide messenger RNA. Lineage: Eukaryota; Metazoa; Chordata; Actinopteri; Gobiiformes; Gobiidae. The record is from the annotation of a GenBank genome assembly.
AUGAAGUCGUCUGCUCUGCUCUGCUCUAUUCUGCUGCUGACCGUGUUCGCAGUGAUGGUGGAACUGGUUCAGGUCCAGGAGGAAGAAAAACUGGUUCAGCCACGAGAGCCCGACUGUAGCCGCCUGGAGGCUGGGAGCUGCACCAAAGAGUUUGACCCUGUGUGUGGCACUGACGGCAAAACAUACAGCACCGAGUGUGUGCUCUGCCAGAUCAACAGGCAACAGAAGCAGCAGGUGAAGGUGCUGAGGCCAGGCCCCUGUGUUUGA